Messenger RNA from Nerophis lumbriciformis (worm pipefish), 1161 nucleotides. Lineage: Eukaryota; Metazoa; Chordata; Actinopteri; Syngnathiformes; Syngnathidae. The record is from RefSeq and is a predicted model, not a curated record.
AUGUCUCCUUCCACAUCUCCCCGGUUCUUCACGGAGAGGGAGGUGACCCGACACUGUACCAAGGACUCAUGCUGGGUACUACUGGGGACCCGGGUGUACGACGUGACCGCCUUUUUGCGGAUGCAUCCUGGAGGGGAAGCGCUGAUACUUCGCCGGUCGGGAAAAGACAUAAGCAGGGAGAUGGAGGGACCCCCGCAUAGACACUCGGAGAACGCCCGACGGUGGAUGGAGCAAUACUACAUCGGAGAGUUGGCCCGAGAAAGCGACAAGGACAACGACGCACUGGAGCUCACGAAUCUGACUGAGAGGAGAAACACCAGUAAACAGACGAAAGGAAAAAAAGAAAAGGCUGUCGCAACAGAGAAAUAUGACCACCAGAAGGUGGUCAAUCUCUGCAGCUCUGUGGACCUUGAAAACGAUUUGGUGGAUUGGAGGAAGCCCCUGGCGUGGCAGGUAGGCCAUUUGGGAGAGAAAUACGAUGCUUGGGUUCAUCAGCCAGUCGACAGGCCUAUCCGACUGUUCGGGAACCCUUUCCUUGAGGCGAGCACCAAAACGUCCUGGUAUUGGGUGCCAGUGGUGUGGCUUCCUCUUGUAUGCUAUCUUAGUUGGUCUUGCUACAGCACCCUGGCAAAGGGCACCGAGAGAAUAGCGAUCACCUCAGACUUCUCUUUCAUGGUCCAUAAGUACAGUUUCCCCCUGCUCUUCAUGAUGGGCUGGUUCUUGUGGUCCUUCAUCGAGUACUGCAUCCAUCGCUUUGUCUUUCACAUGAAACCGCCAGCUCAUAACUACUACCUCAUCACGCUACACUUUCUCCUACAUGGACAGCAUCACAAGUCUCCAUUUGACGGCUCCCGACUUGUCUUCCCACCCGGAUUGGCCUCUUUUGUUGUUGGGACUUUCUACAUGGUCCUCAAUGGUCUGCUGCCAGAAAUUGUCGGCAUGUCCAUGUUCGUCGGGGGGCUGUGCGGCUAUGUGGUGUACGAUAUGAUCCACUACUACCUUCACUAUGGGUCGCCAAAGAAAGGAUCUUACAUGUACAGCUUGAAGGCCUACCACGUCAAACACCACUUUGAACACCAGAGAGCAGGUUUUGGAAUCAGCACCGCAUUCUGGGACCACCCUUUCAACACAGUCAUUCCUGAUGAGAAGUUUGAACCCUGA